CAGUAAGCAUCCGUUUGUUUUGUUGAUCCCACCAGAGGAUUUAAUCUGCAAGUUUAACAUGGCUGCCGCUAAGAUUGUGCUUGAUCUUGUCCUGAUUACAACCCUGCCUACCAAUUACACUAAGGCUAUAAAAGUGGGGAGUGUACUUGACUGUGCCCUUGAAUGCAUACGUAAGCCAAGGUGUGAUGCCAUGGCGUUCAGCGCUCCCCUACCGAUGUGUUUUUUGUACCAGCAAAGCAUUCAGGAAGACCCCUCGGCUACUUCAAAUAUGGACUUGUUGUUAUACAACUUAAAGAGGGGCACCGAAUGCAAUGAAGUUUUUGCAAGGAGUCGCAAAUCCAGGAACCCAGUGUGCAAUGUGAAGAAAGGCUACAACUACGAACCAGAUAUGGACGUGUGCUACAAAUACCACUCCUCCGAGAAAGUUAAACACGCAGCGGCCAAGAAUACAUGUAUCAACGAAGGAGGUUCCAAUCUUCUCAAGGUCGACUCAGACAAGAAACAGGACUUCUUCAAAAAGCUCGUACCGUCAGGAUCAUUCGCGUACAUCCAAGGAGACCGGCACGACACAACGGGCGAAUGGGUUUACUGGGAAGAGACAACUGCGGUAGUGAUGUCGUACAAUAACUGGGCGGCAGGUCAGCCAAACGGUGCACAUAGGGGACAAGACUGUAUUUCUAUAGAUCCUACUGGUCAGCAUGACGCAAGCUGUCUCUUCACUAACUACUUCUUCUGUGAGAAAUACAUGUAACCGACCAAUAUAUAUUCUGGCCCCGAAACAUAGGAUUACUUCAUGCUUAUAAACAUCAGCAAAAACUUGAAAAUGUAUGAGAACGUAAUAAUUAUCUGCCGUGUUUUCAUUAACGUUAAAUAAAGCAUUAGUUUCAUGGAACUUUUAGAACUAGAACCGUUUCCUAAAACCCAUGCUGGUCGUAAACAUUGUAUUAGCAAAAUUUAGAAACAACAGUCCUCAUGAUUAUGAGAACGUAAUAAUUUUAUGUCAUGUUUUCAUAAACGUUAUACAAACUAAUUUCCUCUUUGGUUUUCAUGGGACUUUUGAGCUAGAACCGUUCGCUGGAACCUUUGCUGGUCGUAAACCUUGUACUAGUAAAAUUUCGAUAACAACAGUCCUCAUAACCUGUCUGAUGUUCACCGGAACCUGUGCUGGUGUAAACUACGUUUGUCUUCGACUUCGUUCCCCUUACUCUGAAUUUCGAUCAGUAUUUGCUUGCUGCCAUCGUAUAGAUGGAAUAUUGCAGAUUGCGGCCAUAAACAACAAAAGUUAUUUUGACAUCGCCUAUUGUGAAAUAACGCCACUGAACUUUACUAGGACGCCAUGUGUGUGUCACCAUUGCACAACUUUAUUUAACCGAUGUGUUUACAAUGUCGAUGUUCACAUUUACCCAUCAGGAUUUCAAUCAGCAAGAGCUUAUGAAGAAAGAGUAAAAAUGUAUUCUAUUUCCAGGUAACGAAUGCCAAUAAUACGACAAGUAUUGCAAAUUUAUUAUAUGAGAAUAUGCUUCAUCUGUUCAAUAUAAUUAUUGACAGGUUCAAUUACUUUCACGUACCUUCCGAAAUGUUUUCAUGUUACCACGUGACUGAGGUCAUAUGGUGGAUAGUCCUAAAUUUAAGAUUUGUCCUUUUUGUUGGUUUCACCUUCAGAAGACUUAAAAUAACCCCUCGUAUAAGCUGGUAUUACAAACUACUUUCACCUAAGUAAUGGUGUCUAUUGAUAUCCCAGUCAGCGUGUCCCUGUUCCUCAUUCGACAUGUCACAACGACAUAUAAACUUCUUGUAUAGCUGGAAGGUAUGCUGUCAGCAACUGUCAACACGCCGUUUCUAUGUGUUUUGACGAAGCCGUCAUCCUCGGCAUCAAGUCAGAUUUAGAAGAACCUGCUUGUCUGAUCAAUAUGAAUCUCAUCCAGAGGCAGGUAUAAGAGAAACACGUUUCCUAGGAAGAUAAGUCAGAACAUCAAUAUCACAACAAAUGAAAAGAAGAACGGUCGAACUCUCUGUGCAAACAUCAACCUGCCAGACUGGAACGUAAAAUAUUGACAAUUCGUACGCAGUGGUACCGGUGUUGUUGUAGGAUGUUCUGUAUUGUUUGUGUUUGGAGUUCGUACAAUAGCUUCAUUUGCUACCUAGUGAUUUACAAUAAAAGCAUGGACAUGUAAGUACGAAAGGAUGCAAGCUGUACAUAAUUAAUACUUAUACAACGACAGACUGUAUCGGGAUGUUAGGAAUGUUGGGUUUUGUUUUGUUGGUUGUGUUUCUCGUCAAUAAAUAUUAUCCAUC
Haliotis rubra (blacklip abalone) is the source of this 2295-nucleotide messenger RNA. RefSeq names its product C-type lectin domain family 4 member E-like. The transcript is spliced from 3 exons. The record is from RefSeq and is a predicted model, not a curated record. Gene Ontology annotation, biological process: biological process involved in interspecies interaction between organisms. Gene Ontology annotation, molecular function: carbohydrate binding. The coding region runs from base 59 to 751 and encodes 230 amino acids. NCBI's taxonomy places the organism in Eukaryota, Metazoa, Mollusca, Gastropoda, Lepetellida, Haliotidae. Gene Ontology annotation, cellular component: external side of plasma membrane.